AUGGCCGAAGCCAAAGCCAAGGCCGAGGCCCUGGUGCCCAAAUUCAAGCUCGAGCGCGUCCUGAACCAAGACCAGGCCGGGCGCCGCACCUCCCUCUACGGCACCAUCGACGGCGAGCCCGCCCUGCUGAUCGCGGAGCGGGCCCCCUUCCCGACCUCGGCCGCCUACCUCGGCGCCCUGCCGGGCUCCCUCCGCACCCUACGCAACCUGGGCGCCAACGACAUCUACCACUGGUACAUGGGCAGCCCGGGUGCCGUCGACGCUAGAGACGAAGACGACGACGGCGACGGCCACGAAUCCGAGUUCGACGACCUCAAGAUCAACCUCAUCUACCCGUGCACGGAGCAGCACGUGAAAAAGUACAGCAGGCAGGGCGUGCGCCUCGUGACGGAGACGCCCGAGAUCUACCACGACCGCGUGCGGCCGUUCAUGCUCGCGAAGCGCGAGGCCGGCCGGCUGAACUGGGUCUUCAACAUCAUCGAGGGCCGCAAGGAGGCCGAGGACGUCAUCUGGCGGACGCGGCUGGGCGAGGCCGGCGACGAAGGGUUCCUGCUGCUGCCGGACCUCAACUGGGACCGCAGGACGGUCGAGGCGCUGCACCUGCUGGGCGUCGUCGAGCGGCGCGACAUCUGGAGCCUGCGGGACCUGCGCAAGAAGCACGUCCCCUGGCUGCGGCACAUGAAGGCCAAGUUCGUCGAGGCGACGGAGAAGGUCUACCCGGAGGUCGAGACGGACCAGCUCAAGCUGUACGUCCACUACCAGCCUACGUACUACCACUUUCACAUCCACAUCGUGCACGUCCAGCUCGAGGCCGGGGCGACGCAGGCGACGGGCAAGGCCAUCGGGCUGGAGAGCAUCAUAGAGCAACUAGAGUCCAUGGCCGGGGGCGACGAGGCCGGCAUGGACGCCGUAUCAUUAAGCUAUACCCUAGGGGAGGCGAGCGAGCUCUGGGCCGAGGUGUUUGAGCCCCUCAAGAAGAAGACGACCGCCACAGCUUCUCAAUCGCAAUAA
Thyridium curvatum is the source of this 1011-nucleotide messenger RNA. RefSeq lists its product as uncharacterized. Gene Ontology annotation, biological process: deadenylation-dependent decapping of nuclear-transcribed mRNA. Gene Ontology annotation, cellular component: P-body; nucleus. Bases 1 to 1011 code for a protein of 336 amino acids. Lineage: Eukaryota; Fungi; Ascomycota; Sordariomycetes; Thyridiales; Thyridiaceae. The record is from RefSeq and is a predicted model, not a curated record. The transcript is spliced from 2 exons. Gene Ontology annotation, molecular function: hydrolase activity; RNA 7-methylguanosine cap binding.